This is a messenger RNA of Humulus lupulus (European hop), 1507 nucleotides long. Its product is annotated as alcohol dehydrogenase-like 6. The record is from RefSeq and is a predicted model, not a curated record. Gene Ontology annotation, cellular component: cytosol. Gene Ontology annotation, biological process: formaldehyde catabolic process. Lineage: Eukaryota; Viridiplantae; Streptophyta; Magnoliopsida; Rosales; Cannabaceae. The transcript is spliced from 10 exons. Gene Ontology annotation, molecular function: zinc ion binding; S-(hydroxymethyl)glutathione dehydrogenase [NAD(P)+] activity. Bases 198 to 1331 code for a protein of 377 amino acids.
CAACCUACCUACCAACCUCCACUCAAAGAAGAAAAAAAACCAACCAACCAACCUAACUCCUCUGUCAAAAAAAAAAAGAAGAAGAAAAGAAGACCAAAGUUGUCUUGAACUAACCACCCCCACUGCUUUCUCCAUUUUUCUACUUGGGAAUUCCUUAUUCUCCUCUGCUGGGUCAGUGAUUCUUUUCGACUUGGAAAAUGUCAUCGUCUUCCCUCAAGCAAUCUCAGGUCAUCACCUGCAAAGCUGCGGUGGCGUGGGGAUCUGGUCAACCAUUGGUGAUGGAAGAAGUGGAAGUGAGUCCUCCUCAACCUAUGGAGAUUAGGGUCAAAGUUGUCUCCACUUCUCUCUGCCGCACUGAUAUCACCGCUUGGGAAUCUCAGACUAUAUUUCCUCGGAUAUUUGGCCAUGAAGCAUCAGGGAUUGUUGAGAGUGUGGGGCAGGGAGUAACUGAAUUUAGUGAGGGGGAUCAUGUGCUUACAGUAUUCACAGGAGAAUGCAGCACAUGUAGACAGUGUAUAUCUGGAAAAAGCAAUGUAUGCCAAGUAUUGGGCUUGGAAAGGAAAGGUUUAAUGCAUAGUGAUCAAAAGACACGCUUCUUCAUAAAAGGAAAGCCUGUUUAUCAUUAUUGUGCAGUUUCUAGUUUUAGUGAAUAUAUCGUUGUUCAUUCUGGAUGUGCUGUCAAAGUCAACUCAGAUGUUCCUCUGGAGAAAAUAUGCGUUCUAAGUUGUGGAGUAGCUGCAGGUCUGGGUGCUGCUUGGAAUGCUGCUGAUAUAUCGAAAGGAUCAACUGUUGUGAUAUUUGGUCUUGGAACUGUAGGCCUUUCUGUUGCACAAGGUGCCAAGCUUAGGGGAGCAUCUAGAGUAAUUGGUAUAGACACAAAUCCUGAAAAAUUUGCAAAAGCAAGUGGUUUUGGAGUCACAGAAUUUUUCAAUCCUAAUGACUGCAGUGAACCCAUUCAGCAGGUUAUUAAGCGUGUUACGGAUGGAGGAGCAGAUUACUCUUUCGAAUGUAUAGGUGACACUGGAAUGAUCACAACAGCAUUGCAAUCAUGCUGCGAUGGAUGGGGUGUAACUGUCACACUUGGUGUGCCAAAAGUAAAGCCAGAAGUAUCUGCUCACUAUGGAAUAUUUCUAUCUGGGAGAGCAUUAAAAGGAUCUCUAUUCGGAGGAUGGAGACCGAAAUCGGACCUUCCAUCAUUAGUUGACAUGUACAUGGAAAAGAAAAUUCAGAUCGACGAGUAUAUAACACAUAAUCUGACAUUUGAGGAUAUCAACAAAGCUUUCGAUCUCAUGAAAGAGGGCAAGUGCUUGCGUUGUGUUAUCCACAUGUGAAAGUAAUUUCUUCUUGGUUUAACAAAAUCAUAAAAACCAGAAACUGCAAUGAGAAAUAUGGUCAAUUUAUGAUUUUUUUCAACUUUAAACACUAUAAAGAAGACUACUCUUGUCAAUUAUGGUAUUGCCUCAUUUAAAAUCUCCUCAUGAAGCUAUUAAAUCUUCUGGUUUAUCAA